Messenger RNA from Caenorhabditis briggsae, 1050 nucleotides. RefSeq names its product Protein CBR-GPA-13 (gene Cbr-gpa-13). NCBI's taxonomy places the organism in Eukaryota, Metazoa, Nematoda, Chromadorea, Rhabditida, Rhabditidae. Gene Ontology annotation, molecular function: GTPase activity; G protein-coupled receptor binding; guanyl nucleotide binding. Bases 1 to 1050 code for a protein of 349 amino acids. Gene Ontology annotation, cellular component: heterotrimeric G-protein complex. The record is from RefSeq and is a predicted model, not a curated record. The transcript has 8 exons. Gene Ontology annotation, biological process: adenylate cyclase-modulating G protein-coupled receptor signaling pathway.
AUGGGUUGUAAUUCUUCUUCUCUGAACAAACUCCAAGUGCCAGAAGUCCGUGCAUCCCGUUCGAACACUCCAGCUUCUCAGAAAUCCAGCGAUCAAUCGUACAGCCAUAUCAGACUCCUUCUUCUUGGAUCCGCCGAAAGUGGAAAAACAACGGUCCUGGAACAAGUUCGUCUGCUCUAUAAACAACAUUUUACCGAGUCAGAGUAUUUUCAUCGACGAGCAUUCAUUUAUCAUAACAUCUUCAAAUGCAUCAAAUCUCUGUGUCGAGCGAUGAAAAUGUCGGAUAUCGGGUUUGCUGACCCGAUUAAUAUGGGCCGCUCUCAAUCAAUUAUAGCUGAUGAAGAAAAUCACUAUGGAAUUUUUUCAAAGGAACUCGCAGAAAAAAUAAAGUGCAUUUGGGCGGAUAAGUCGAUGCAAUCUCUAUAUGCGCGAAGGAGUCAGUUCAAUUUGAAUGAUUCUGCUGCAUAUUUCUUGAACAACCUGGACAAGAUUAAUACUCUUGACUAUAAGCCGUCUGAUAGAGAUCUCAUAAUGGCUUAUGUGCCGACUUGUGGAGUUCAGAACGUCAUUUUCACUGCAAGCAAUCAGUCGUUCCAAUUAUUUGACAUCGGGGGACAGAAAAUUGAUAGGCGGAAAUGGGCCACACAAUACGAGGGAAUCGAUGCGAUAUUCUUUUGUUUGGCCAUUUCGGAGUACGACCAAAAAAUGAAUGAGGAUAUGGUUACGAAUCGUUUGGAUGACGCUCUAAAGUUGCUUGAAACAAUAAGUGAGGAACCAAUGUUCGCAACCACACCCAUAUAUUUGUUCCUCAACGAAAUUGAUGUAUUCUGCGAGAAACUUGAUGUCAUUCCUCUUUCAAACUACAGGAAAGACUUCCCAGGCGGAGAUCAAGACGAUGCUCUCGAUUUUAUGGAGAAUUUGGCAGUGGCGGCUCUUGGAAAACGGGACAAAUCACUAUACCGUGUCUACCGGUGUAUUGCCAUCGACACCCAGAUGAUGGCUGAACUUCUCUCGACCGUUUUUAAAGAUAUUAUGAAACGGAAAAGAUAA